AAGUUGAAAAUUCCACUAUUUCACAUAACCUCAAAAUCCUGUUUUAUAAAACCAUAAAAUCUUUUAAUUUAAUAUGAUUUUUCUUUGAUAAAUGAUAACAAUGUUGAAAACAACAGCUAGGAUAAAUUACUUUUAUAGAUAUAAAAAUUUUCUGCAACAUUUGCUCAUAACUGAGCGGUUAUGUUUUUCCACUAGUUCGGUGUACUACUCCAGAGGAAAGAAAGACGAUGUUACCUUAUCUACGUUAUUUAAACCAGUAUCAAUUACACCAACAUCUGAUGAUAUCAAUGUAGGAGCUGAGUUAACGGGUAUAUUAAACAAAGCCGACUUACUAAAAGUGCUAAAUAAGUUUUACCAGUUACCGGAGAUCAAACUGUUGCUAAACGAAAAUGGCUUAGACAAUUACCUACAGCACCAAGCUUAUAUAAGCUUCAGACGGUUCUGUCUAGAUGCUCAAACUUUGCCCGUGGAUCUACACGUAGUGAUCAGUGAUAUUAUGCAAGGGGCUGGUCACCCGACUGAUAUCUUGCCUUACUUUCUGCGGCACGCGAAGCAGAUGUUCCCACAUUUAGACUGCAUGGACGAUCUAAAAAAGAUAUCCGAUUUACGUACGCCUCCCAAUUGGUAUCCUGAGGCACGGGCACUCAACCGUAAGAUUAUCAUUCAUGCUGGUCCCACCAACUCUGGUAAGACGUACCAUGCUUUGGAAAGGUUCAUGACUGCUAAAUCGGGUGUCUAUUGUGGACCGCUGAAGCUUUUAGCCACUGAGGUUUUUAAUAAGUCUAACCGAAAUGGGACGCCGUGUGAUCUUGUCACAGGUGAGGAACGAAGUUAUGCAGAUCCCAGUAAGAAUCCUUCAGCACAUGUUGCGUGUACGGUUGAAAUGACUUCGCUUUCUACACCAUAUGAGGUGGCGGUUAUAGAUGAAAUUCAGAUGAUUCGUGACCCGUCGCGAGGGUGGGCGUGGACUCGUGCGUUGUUAGGUUGUGUUGCAGAUGAGAUCCAUCUGUGUGGAGAAGUAGGUUCCAUCGAUUUACUGCAGCAAUUAUGUUUAACUACAGGGGAAGAUGUCGAGAUAAGAAAGUAUAAACGGCUCACUGACUUACAAAUUGAAGAUACUGCUCUUGGUAGCCUAGAAAACGUUCAACCGGGCGACUGCAUCGUGUGUUUCAGUAAAAACGAUAUUUAUUCGGUGUCGAGGGCGAUUGAAGCUAGUGGCAAAGAGGUCGCCGUUAUUUACGGCGGAUUGCCUCCAGGAACUAAAUUGGCACAGGCCGCAAAAUUUAACGAUCCUGAUAAUAGCUGCAAAGUGCUUGUGGCGACCGAUGCUAUUGGGAUGGGACUAAAUUUGAGUAUUCGCAGGGUCAUUUUCUAUUCCCUUAUAAAACCGGUAGUUAAUGAAAAGGGCGAAAAAGAAAUGGAUACCAUAUCGGUUUCGCAGGCUUUACAGAUUGCGGGACGAGCUGGAAGGUAUGGCACUCAGUGGGAACAAGGGUUUGUGACGACCUUCAAAUCGGAAGAUUUGCAAACUCUUGGGUCACUCCUUAGUCAAACUCCGGAACCGAUAGUUAAGGCUGGAUUACAUCCUACCGCCGAUCAAAUUGAGCUCUACGCGUAUCAUUUACCGAAUGCAACAUUGAGCAAUCUUAUGGAUAUAUUUGUAAAUCUUUGCACUGUUGAUGACUCGUUAUAUUUUAUGUGUAACAUCGAAGAUUUUAAAUUUUUGGCCGAUAUGAUACAGCAUGUGCCAUUGCCAUUACGAGCAAGGUACGUGUUUUGUUGUGCACCCAUAAAUAAAAAGAUGCCAUUUGUGUGCACUAUGUUUCUGAAGUUCGCUCGCCAAUACAGUAGAAAUGAAGCGAUCACAUUUGAUUGGCUCUGUCGCAAUAUAGGUUGGCCAUUACAAUCACCUCGAACAAUUAUCGAUUUAGUACACCUAGAGGCAGUUUUCGACGUUCUAGAUCUAUAUCUUUGGUUUAGCUAUCGUUUCAUGGAUCUGUUUCGUGACGGCCCAUUAGUUCGCGAUAUGCAAAAGGAAUUAGAUGCCAUUAUUCAACAGGGGGUUGUACAAUUAACUAGGCUGUUACGGAACUCGGAAACGGUUGUCAGUUCUGGCGCAUCUGCCGCUCCUGACGAGGAUCAAUUUUCCAUAAAUAGAAGAAAGCAAAAUUAUUUACGAGAACAGAAAUCUGCUCCAAUUGGGGGAGGUAGACUGACCGAACGGCUACUUGCCCAAGGACUUCUAACUCCGAAUAUGUUACAAGAGUUAAAAAAGGAGUGGAUUUCUAAUCCAAAUGAUUCCCAAUCCGAAAUGACAAUGUUACGGCGGAAACGUAAGCCGCCUUAUAAAAAAUAAUAUAAAAUAGUAGAAAAUUGUAAAUAUUGUGCGAGAUGUUUUGUAUAUAGGUUUAUAACCACUAAAAUUAAUAAAAAAUGAGCGUAAAAAUCA
This is a messenger RNA of Photinus pyralis (common eastern firefly), 2449 nucleotides long. Its product is annotated as ATP-dependent RNA helicase SUV3 homolog, mitochondrial. Gene Ontology annotation, molecular function: RNA helicase activity; ATP binding; hydrolase activity, acting on acid anhydrides. The transcript is spliced from 11 exons. The record is from RefSeq and is a predicted model, not a curated record. Lineage: Eukaryota; Metazoa; Arthropoda; Insecta; Coleoptera; Lampyridae. Gene Ontology annotation, cellular component: mitochondrial degradosome. Bases 92 to 2356 code for a protein of 754 amino acids. Gene Ontology annotation, biological process: mitochondrial RNA 3'-end processing; RNA catabolic process.